Molecule: messenger RNA, 2522 nt
Organism: Laetiporus sulphureus 93-53
Lineage: Eukaryota; Fungi; Basidiomycota; Agaricomycetes; Polyporales; Laetiporaceae
Exons: 11
Coding region: 93-2411 (772 amino acids)
Biological process (GO): regulation of DNA-templated transcription
Molecular function (GO): DNA-binding transcription factor activity, RNA polymerase II-specific; zinc ion binding
Source: RefSeq, a predicted model, not a curated record
CCCUCCGCUCCUAUAAAACCUCCAUCGCCUCAUGCCCUCCGGUCUCCUGACUUUACAUCCGGGCAUCUACAGCUCCUGCCUCUUCUCGACCAAUGUCGCCAAGGAGCCCGACUAGCAGAUCCUCGUCCACCUCCCCUCGCCCCACGGGCCGGCGCGUGCCUGGACAGCCCAAAUCCACGCGGCAACAAUACAGCGCAUGUGGCGCAUGUCGCAUGAGAAGAGUGCGUUGCGACCUCAAGGAUCUGCCUGUAUCUCCAUCAGGGCAACAUCCUCCCUGUUCAAAUUGCAGCGAGCGCGGCUUGAAAUGCGUGGACGAGUUUGCUGAAGUCAAAGCUGUCAAGCUACUUCGGCGUGGUCGCCGUCUACAGCAAGUAGAAGCCGUAUAUGGCCAGAACUCGAGCGACGAGGGCUCGCUACAUUCCGUUCCUUCUCCUCGUAGCGUCAUUCCGAGGCUCAGACCCGAGUUCUUCAACUCUCCUUUCUUUCAUCGAUUUCAUACGCAACGACCUAUUCUGGAGCCGAUGGAGUACUGCAACAGGUACUAUGAGUUCUGCAAAGGCAAUAAAGAGCCUUUGCAGGCUCCCGGUCAGCUCGUUGCACUGGUAUUGGUCGUGUGGGCUGCUAGCUUCGGUGUCAACGAAUAUGGGGUUGAAGAGCUGUACGACGGGCAGGUAAAUGCGCGUCGACGAAAAGACCGCAUCAAUGAGAUGGUCCAGGAACUCUUGUCUCUCAUCGAUAUCCAUGGUCUCCUGCGGAAACCUUCUUGGGAUGGUGUUAGAGUACUCUUGUUAACGUUGCCACUGACGCGAGAGGUACAGACUCCUCUGGAGCGUUUGACAAUGUACGAGGCAACCAUAAGCCAAGUCUACAGUAUCUGCAGCCUCGCAUCAGCUUGUUCCGUCAACAGCGGUCAAGGAGAAUACGUAGAUGCUCUCGUCCGGGCGCGCAUCUUCUGGUAUGCCCAUGUGUUUGACGGCGUAACCAGUGGAUUGAGAGGCGGCCGGAUCUUGCUGACUGAUGAUGAUCUUACUUCGUUCGAGGCGACUCUCCCUCCCGUAGGAGAAAGCUCUGCGACGUCCGCCGUCUACACGUUCGCCUUCCGCUAUGCGACAAUACCCAUCCGCAUAGCGUCCGUAUGUCGGGACGUCCAUGCCGCGCUCACGGGUCCCAGGGCCCGUCAAAGCCGUGAGAUCGGGGAAGUCAAGCUGCACGAUGCAUGGGAGACACUUGACCAAUGUUGGAAGGACUUCGAGGGGUUACGGCAGCUCGGCACGGACGGAUUCGUCCAGACUGAGGACGUUGAACGGUUCAUCGAUGGCUGGCAGAUAUUCAUUUUUGAGUGUCACAAUGUCAUACGCGAAGCGCUAAAACAACGCCUCGUUGCACGGCCAGCACCCGAAGCACCCUUUCUUCCGGACGGCCAUCCAUCCCCUCGAAGCCGCGAAUACGACGCGAUCGUUCGACUGCAUGCCAAGUCCAAUACAAGAUGUCAGGCCGUCGUCAGGCAUGUCGUGUCUAUUCUCAGGCGCAACUUAGGAACGCAGUUCUUCCAGUUCGACACUGCCCUCAUCCGUGAUGGAUGUUUCUUCGCAGGGUUCUUGCUCGCGGGGGACUCCGGCAGUGCAGAGGACGUCGAAGUCUGCCUUCAGGCUCUGCGGGAGAUGCGCUGGACGUUCUGCAAAAGCGACGAGCGGGAACAAACCAUCAGGAUGAUAUGGGAGUCUCGACUCUCACAAACUCGGAAUGGUCGUAGUUUCACUGGCAGCCCCUUGGAAGAUGAUCUGUUGCGGUCAUCAGCAUCAGAACAUCCCUAUGGAAAACGCUCUCUGAAUCGGCCGAUCAGCGUCCCUCCUCUAUCACUGUCUCUUUGCACGGUUCCUGCCGCGCUUAGCCCGGCAUCUGCCCCGAGUACUGCUUGCUCGACGAAUAGUAAUUGGCCUACGAGCACUCCACCCAGCAGUGCGGGUACGGGCAUGUAUGAUGGAUCCAUGCCGUCUCAGCGGGCUUCGCCGACGUCCCCAUUCGCACAUUCUCCGCCAAGCAGCCUGAGCAUCGACACCCUCCACAGCAAGUCUGCGUUUCCCAGCACGCCUUCGCUGGUCCUGGAGGGUCCUGGUCAGACGGGACGUAUAGGCGAGCAGGGAGGAUUAGAUCAAGUGUUUUAUUUUCAGCAAUAUGGUUUCAGCGGUGCAAGUGAGCCUCUGAGCAGCCAUCACAUGUCUCACCCACCUACCAUUCUUCCUCCACCUGCCACCACCGACUACCACGCUGCUUCGACAUUCUUCGACCAUAAUUCCGUCACAUUCUCGAACCCGACAAUCUCCCAGAGCAACGCUUGCUCCGGCGUUGUGGUCCCAUCGUCUACAGUCAGCAAUGAUGGACGCCAACUAGGAGACGAACAUUUUUACUAAUCAUCUGCAUUGCAUCUAUGUUACUCCGCCGCUGAUCUAUGUUGCCAUACUUACACAUACCAGGAACAAUCAUUCUACCUGUGCAUUUCUUGGGCGUAUCACUAGAGCCUU